AUGGCUUCUAUUAUGUCCGCCCCAGACUACUCUAUGGCUGCGACCAGUCGGUCGAAGUUGAGUGUACGUCUGCCAAAGGAAACUCUCUACUCCUCUUUGAGAGAAUCGUCUCGGUACUUUAACUUUGACUCGGAAACAGCCAAGCUUGCUCGAGAUGCCGACGACUGGCUUACAUCGCAUCCUGGUGCUUCAGGUUCUGGCACUUCCAAAGACAUCAAUGGUGUAAGCCGGCCAUCGUCGAUUGCACCGAGCAACUUUAGUGUCCGCUCUCUUCCCGCAGAUUAUAGCAUGCCGGAACACCAUGGGAAGGAGUACCCUCAUCCUUUGAUGGGGUCUGUUCGGUAUAACGAGAUUCGUCCACGAUCUGCUGCACCUACAGAGAGUACUGAGAAACUUCAAUCGUCACCUCCCGUGAGUGGAGGAGAACACUCGGGGCCUCAGCAAGAAUAUCCUACUGACAACUCCAUCAUUGCAACGGCAAUUCCAAGAAUCACCGACGCCUUUCAGAGUCUCAACGACGUCGGGUGGUACGGGUCGGCAUACAUGCUUACAACGGCCGCACUGCAGCUGUUCUUUGGCAAGCUGUAUACCUAUGGCAGCAUCAAGUGGACGUUCCUAGCAGCCAUUGCCAUCUUUGAAGUGGGUAGUCUCAUAUGCGGUGUCGCUCCCAACAGUAUCACGCUCAUCGUGGGACGGGCUAUUGCUGGCGUCGGCGGUUCUGGCAUCUUUGCGGGCGCGCUCACUAUCCUUGCCUUUUCGGUGCCGCUUCACAAGAGGCCCAUGUACACUGGUCUUGUCAGUGACAAGGUAUCAUGGCGAUGGUGUUUCUACAUCAACCUUCCUAUCGGUGCCAUUACCGUUUUUGUUAUUCUUUUCUUCUUCCCUGAACCUGUGCGAGACAUUGAGCCUGCGACAUGGCGAGUACGCUUCUGGCAGCUCGAUCCUAUCGGGACCGCCAUCUUUAUGCCCGCCAUCGUGUGUCUCUUGCUGGCUCUACAAUGGGGUGGUGUUGACUAUGAUUGGGAUGACUCCGUCAUAACGUCUCUUUUCAUGCUGUCAGCCUUUCUUCUUAUCGUGUUUGUCUACAUACAAUACAAGAUGGACGAGAAUGCUACCGUCCCUCCGCGUAUCUUUAAGAUGCGCAGCGUCUGGGCCGGUGCCUGGUUCUCCUUCAACACGGGCGCAUGCUUCCUCACAGCCAUGUACUUCCUGCCCAUAUGGUUCCAAGCUGUACAAGGGCAAUCACCCAUCAUGUCUGGUGUGAGAAACCUCCCCAUGCUCCUUGCCAUUGUUCUCUGCGCUAUGGGGGCUGGUGCAGCAGUCAGCGCUUGGGGCUACUAUACGCCCUUUAUGAUUGCCGGCGCAGUACUCAUGGCCAUAGGAUUUGGUGUCAUUACCACCUUUGAAGUUGACACUUCAACAGCCAAAUGGGUAGGGUUCCAACUUAUUGCUGGUAUCGGCGUGGGUGUUGGUCUACAGCAGUCCCUAAUCGCAGUGCAAGUCGUUUGUGAGAUGGUCGACGUUCCCACAGCCACAGCCCUCAUUGUCUUUUCACAGACUCUCGGCGGUGCGCUCUGCGUCACAGCUGGCAACACUGUGUUUACAAACACGCUCAUCAACAAGAUUCACGAGUAUGUGCCUGGUCUGGAUCCCUACUUUGUCAUUGCGACUGGCGCGACGAAUAUUCGCAGCGUUAUUCGAGAAGAGUGGCUGGACGGUGUGAUUCUGGCGUACAACGAUGCGUUGACGACGAGUUUCUACGUUGGAGCUGGAACCGCGUCUGCGACCAUUAUUGGUGCUUUGUUGGUUGAAUGGAAGAGUGUCAAGGGGAGGGAUAUUGAGAUGGCAGCUGCUUAA
Molecule: messenger RNA, 1857 nt
Organism: Fusarium graminearum PH-1
Lineage: Eukaryota; Fungi; Ascomycota; Sordariomycetes; Hypocreales; Nectriaceae
Exons: 3
Coding region: 1-1857 (618 amino acids)
Biological process (GO): transmembrane transport
Molecular function (GO): transmembrane transporter activity
Source: RefSeq, a predicted model, not a curated record